Molecule: messenger RNA, 15608 nt
Organism: Mangifera indica (mango)
Lineage: Eukaryota; Viridiplantae; Streptophyta; Magnoliopsida; Sapindales; Anacardiaceae
Product: auxin transport protein BIG
Exons: 14
Coding region: 125-15436 (5103 amino acids)
Biological process (GO): auxin polar transport
Cellular component (GO): plasmodesma; cytosol
Molecular function (GO): protein binding; zinc ion binding
Source: RefSeq, a predicted model, not a curated record
UUUCCCCUUCACCGCCUUUAACUCAUUUGUCUCUUUUCAUGUUCUCUUCACCUUCUUAUAAACCUCAAAUCAGUCCUCGAUUGUUCUCACUUCUUAUGAACACUUCUACUUCUCUCUUUCUAAUAUGGCAGUAGAACACUUGUCAGACCUCUGCCAAUCUCUCUUCGACCACAGGCUUUCGCCUCGCGAUCUCUUGCACCGUCUCCGCUCUAAUGAUUCCGUCAAUCGCGGCCUUAAGAGCUUCUUUGCCAUACUCCAACGCGGUGUUCGUCCGAUCGGAGAUGGCUCUGAUAGGUUAGGGUUUCAACUUUGGAGCGAUGAGCAGAUUCAGUUCGUUGCUUCCAUCGGUCACUGGAUCGCUUUUUCUUCUCGAUCUCUAUCUGUGGAACAAGCUGGACCUUUAGUUAUUGCUGUCGUGCAGCAGUUGCUGGAUUUUGCUAUUUGCUAUUUGGAGAAAUCGGAGUUCAGUAGCGAUGACUUCAGUGUACAGAACAAUAUGUUGCAGCUGUUGGAGAUAGCAUUUGUUGAAGGAACAGAUAGAGUCUUUGAACAAUUGGAACAUUACUCAGUAAAUAGCCUUGUAGAGUUGCUGCCAAUGGAUUUUAUUGAUUCUGGUGAUAUCGAGUUGGAUAAUUGCAUAAAAUGCAGUCUUCAAGGUGGUAUAAGUUGCUCAAGGGAAGAGAAACCAAUGGAUCGACUUUUAAUGACAUUAGCAUCUGAAUGCAUGCAACCUGACAGGCAGCCUUCUGCAUACAGUUUACCAUUGUCCCACCAAGAUUCAAAUAAUUUACUCUUUCUAUCCCAGCACUGGGCAGUUGCUCAUCUGGAUUGCAUUCGACGUAUGAUUGUCCUCUGUAAGGAAUUGGUUAAACUGCCAGAAACGUUUGAUGAGAAACUAGUAGGUACAAAUUUUCGCAGGAGACUGUCUUUCUGCCUAAGGAUUUUAAAGUUACUCGGGAGUCUCGUGAAGGACAUUCCUUAUGUGGAAUAUGAUUCCUUCUUAUUGCAAGCAGUUGCUUGGUUUGCAGAUGUCUCCCCUGGCUUGUUUAGACUUGGCUUUGAAUUUGCAAAUAAUCAUACUUCUGCUGAGGGUAGUUUUGAGAGCAUUGUACUGUUGGUUUUGGAAGAGUUUCUUCAUCUUGUGCAACUUAUUUUCUGCAACAGCAACGUCUUUCAAAAUAUUCAAGCAUGUAUAGUGGCUUCUAUAUUGGAUAACCUUGAUUCUUCUAUAUGGAGAUACAACAACUCUGCUGCUAAUCCAAGGGUUCCCUUAGCUUUCUUCCCUCGAACUGUUCUAUAUAUAUUAAAACUAAUGCAGGAUUUCAAGAAGCAGUCAUAUCAGACUGUUAAUUUCAAGGAGCUUGACAAAGAACUUACCAGUGCUUGUGCUGAUACACUGAAUGAUUCCCCUUCCUGUGUCAUACAUCAAGAAAAGGUUCCUUUGCUGAAGAAGUUCACAGUUGAGGAAUUACUGAGUAUGGUAUUCCCUUCUUCAAAACAGUGGGUGGACAAUCUGAUGCAUCUUACGUUUUUCCUUCAUUCUGAAGGAGCAAAAUUGAGGGUAAAAGUGGAGAGAUCACAUUCCAGUUGUUCUAAAGUAAGUUGUUCUACAGAACUCGAUAAUACACUUUGCCAUGAAGAUGAAGCACUUUUUGGUAACCUUUUCUCUGAGGGUAGUCGCUCCAUAGGAUCACUUGAUGGAUAUGAUCAACCUGUAGCUGCUGUCAGUUCUAGUUCUAGCAAUUGCAAUUUGCCAAUGCAAGCUGCUAUGGAGCUGUUGAGCUUUCUCAAACUGUGUGUUUUCUCUCAUGAAUGGCAACCUUCUGUUUUUGAGGACGCCUGCAGAAAGCUCAAUGAGAGUCAUAUUGACAUUUUGCUUUCUUUACUCAACAGUCAGGGAUGUUUUGAAGUAAAGACUUGUGACAGUAGUGCUGCUACACAUGAAGAGGGUAAGACUGGGCAGAUUCAUGAACUUUCUUUUGAACUUCUGCAGAACCUUUUCACAUGCCGUGCUCUUUCUGGUCCACUCGAAGAAUACCUGAUUGAGAGAAUUUUAAAUGUUGAAAACGGGAUGUUCAUUUACAAUGAUCGGAGCCUGACCUUGUUGGCACACACUCUUUUAGGUCGGGUAGGCUUGGCUGGCUGUCAGUUAAGAACCAAAAUUUACCAAGGAUUUGUGCAUUUUAUUGUUGAAAAGGCAAACAUGGUACAUUCAAAAUCUCCUGGUCUCAAGGAACUUCUUGGAACUCUUCCCUCUGCUCUUCACAUGGAGAUUCUUCUUAUUGCAUUCUACUUAUCAUCUGAAGGAGAAAAAGCAACACUGGCAAAUUUAGUAUUUUCUUCGAUUAGAGGAUUUGAUAUUCCAUCUGAGGGUUUCUAUGGUACACAAUUGUCUUGCUGGGCUAUACUAGUUUCAAGGUUGAUAGUACUGCUUCGGCAUAUGACAUAUUACCCUCAAAAUUGUCCUCCAACGUUGCUUCGAGAUCUACGAUCAAGGUUGAGGGAAGGCUCAAGUUAUGCAUCACAUGUGCCAACUAAUGCCAAUGAUCAUUUGUCCUCCUGGGCAUCUAUUGCUGUCAAGAGCAUAAUGGGUUCUUGGGUUGAAGAGGAGCCUACCAUAACUAUACUUGUCAAUCAGUUGAUUGAUUUUGUUGCCCUUCCUACUUCACUUUCUUGGAAUGAACCAGCUAUUGACUCCUUAUGCUUGAGUUGGGGUGACAUGCGUGAGACAUUUUCGCGGAUUUUGGGGUUGUGGAAAGGUAGAAAGGCUUUGGCAGUGGAAGAACUUAUUGUAGAAAGAUACAUUUUUGUGCUUUGUUGUGAUAUUCCUUCCAGGGGCUCUGCACUGGAUUGUCAGCUUGGUACAUUGAGGGAAUCUCUAUCUCUGGACACAUCUAAUUUGGGGUAUUUCUUUCACAUUAAUCAUUCAUAUUUGAGACAGCUUAAUGCUACUGGCAAGGAUUGUAAUUUUGCAGAUAUUGUAGUUGCUGUGCUACAGCGGUUAAAUGAUGUGUGCAUACCAGAGAACAUUGAGGAACUAGGAUGGGAUUUCUUAAGAAAUGGAUCGUGGUUGUCAUUGGUACUAUCGUGGUUAAGUGUUGGCAUUUGGGGAUAUUCCAAGAAGAAUAAAGUCCCUGGAGUGGAUCUAUUGUGGACAGAAAACACAUCUCGGGACGCUGAUUAUGUUACUGUUUCAGAAGGCCUGAUUUCCUGCUUAGUUGAGGCUGGUCAAGUUGAAAUGUUGAUGAGAAUUUUAUCAUCCUUGCUGAGUAGGUACUUACAGUGCUAUCAGAAAGCUUUCCUUGCUACCUUAAAUAAUUGCCAGAAUGAUGCAGAUCGGUUUAUAUCUCUGCUACUUCUCAAACAUUCUGGUUUGGACAAAGGCCUGCGCGAUGAACUCCUGGAGAAGAGUGGCACCAGUUCUUGUCAGCUGGAGUCGAUUUUUCUUUUAUUACUGAAGUUGGAAGAGGUUGACAAUAGGGCUUUGGGCAUCUUAUCUAAGGUGUUUUGGGAAUGCAUGCUGCAUGGUUUUCCAUCUCACCUUCAAACUCCUAGUGGAGUCUUUCUUUCUUGUGUGCUUAGCAUCAGAGGGAUAAUUCUUGUUCUAGAUGGGCUGUCCAGAGUGGAAAAUUUGCUUGUAAAUGUUUGCCUAGAGACUGAAUUACUUCAUGAGAUUCUUGAUUCAGUAAUGUCCAUUAAGUUUGAUAAGAUUUUUGAAAGCCUUCAUAACAAAUGUGAAGCUAUUUUUUGUAAUUUGAGUGCUGGCUUGGAAUUGACAUAUUAUUCUGGCUUGCAUCUAAUGAAGAACAUGGAGGGAUUUUUAAGAGACACCAGUUCCCAACAAGUGAGUGACAGUAAUAUCCUUGAAUGGGUAAUUACAAAGACCAUUGAUACCAUGGAUGCCCUUAGGAAGGACCCUCAAAAGUCUCUUUUAUUCAAAUAUUAUCUGGGUGCAGAAGAAGUUUCUCAACAAUUGAAAGAGUUCCAUGGGUUACAACGUGGUGAUAUGUUGGCUCUGAUUGACGCACUGGACAAUUGUUGCUCUGAAUCAGUAAAUCAAAAAGUGCUUAACUUCUUUGUUGAUAUUUUAUCUGGAGACCUCAGUAUAUUUCUCAAGCAGAAGGUACAAAAGAAAUUCCUAGGUAUGGAUUUGCUUCUUCUGUCUAAAUGGUUGGAGAAGAGGCUGCUUGGUUGCAAACUGGAACCAUCAGAUGGGGUCAACUUUACAAAAGGAAAUUCUGUUUCUCUCAGGGAGUCAACCAUGAGUUUUGUUUUGGGUCUUGUGUCGUCAUCUGACGAAUUGCUUACAAGAGAAUUACAUAAUCAUUUGUUUGAAGCUGUGCUAGUUUCUCUUGAAACGGUAUUUACACUGUUUGAUAUCCAUAUUGCCAAGUCGUAUUUCCACUUUGUUGUUCAACUUUCAAGAGGUGAGAAUUCAAUGAAAUUGCUCUUGAAGAAGAUAGUGACCCUAAUGGACCAGCUGGUUGGUGAUGAGCGUUUGCUUCCAGCGCUAAAGUUUCUCUUUGGCUUUCUUGGAACUGUCCUGGGUGAUUGUGGGUCCUCUAAAAGUACUCCAGAGAAGUCGUCUGGAAAGUCUCUAUCUAGCAACAGUCUUAUGUUGGGUCCUGUGGCUUCUAGGUCAGUGGGAUCUUGCAAAAAUUCUGACACUUUGGUGCUUUGUGGAAAUCAAGAGGGGGGAUCCUCGCCUCUUGAAUGUGAUGCUACUUCUGUAGAUGAAGAUGAGGAUGAUGGAACAUCUGAUGGUGAGGUUGCCAGUAUCGAUAAGGAUGAAGAAGAUGACCCUAAUAGUGAGAGGGCCCUUGCUUCUAAAGUUUGCACAUUUACUUCCAGUGGCAGCAAUUUUAUGGAACAACACUGGUACUUUUGCUAUACAUGUGAUCUGACUGUAUCAAAAGGCUGUUGUUCUGUGUGUGCAAAAGUUUGUCAUCGUGGUCAUCGUGUUGUUUAUUCUCGCUCAAGUCGAUUUUUUUGUGACUGUGGAGCGGGUGGUGUUAGAGGUAGCAAUUGCCAAUGCUUGAAGCCUCGAAAAUAUACUGGUAGUGACAGUGCUCCUGCACAUGGUACUAGUAAUUUUCCUCCUUUUUUACCCUUCACAGAUGAUGCAGAUCAGCUGCCUGAAAGUGAUUCAGAUCUGGAUGAGGAUGUCAGUACAGAAACAGAAAACUCACUCAGGUUAUCCAUCACAAGAGAGCUACAAGAUGCGAUGCCAAAUUUACUUGAAGAACUUGAUUUUGAGCAGCGUGUGCUUGAACUCUGUUCAUCAUUGUUGCCUUCAAUAACUAGCAGAAGAGAAUCUAAUGUUUCAAAAGAUAAGAGAAUCAUUUUGGGCAAGGAUAAAGUUCUUUCAUACAGUGUUGAUCUUUUGCAGUUGAAGAGGGCAUAUAAAAGUGGGUCACUUGACCUAAAGAUAAAGGCUGAUUAUUCCAAUGCCAGAGAACUUAAAUCACAUUUGGCAAGUGGUUCUCUCGUCAAGUCUUUGCUCAGUGUCAGUAUUCGAGGUCGACUUGCUGUUGGAGAAGGUGACAAAGUUGCUAUAUUUGAUGCUGGACAGUUAAUAGGACAAGCUACCAUUGCACCAGUGACUUCAGAAAAAUCCAAUGCUAAGCCUCUCUCAAGGAAUGUUGUACGCUUUGAAAUUGUUCAUCUUUCUUUCAAUUUACUGGUGGAGAACUAUCUUGCUGUUGCUGGCUAUGAAGAUUGCCAAGUCCUCACUUUGAAUCACCGAGGUGAGGUGACUGACCGUCUUGCCAUUGAACUUGCACUGCAAGGUGCAUACAUCAGGCGUAUAGAUUGGGUUCCAGGUUCUCCAGUUCAGUUAAUGGUGGUUACUAACAGGUUUGUCAAGAUUUAUGAUCUUUCCCAGGAUAAUAUCAGUCCCAUGUACUACUUCACGUGUCCAGAUGACUUGAUUGUGGAUGCAACACUUGUAGUGGCAUCUCGGGGAAGGAUGUUUCUUAUUGUUCUUUCAGAAUGUGGAAGCUUAUACAGGUUAGAAUUGUCUGUAGAAGUGAAUGUGGGGGCUACACCACUGAAGGAAACCAUUCAUGUUCAGGACACAGAAAUUCCUGCAAAAGGCUUGUCUUUAUACUUUUCUUCAGCCUAUAAAGUACUUUUCCUUUCUUAUCAAGAUGGUACCACUUUUGUUGGUCGGCUAAAUCAAAAUGCAACAUCUCUAACUGAGAUAUCUGGUAUAUACGAGGAACAAGAUGGUAAACAGAGACCAGCUGGACUGCAUCAUUGGAAAGAGUUGUUGGCUGGCAGUGGCUUAUUUUUUAGUUUAUCAAGUUUGAAAUCAAAUGCUGCACUUGCUGUUUCCAUGGGGAGUGACGAAUUACUUGCACAGAACAUGCGUCAUGCGGUGAACUCAACCUCACCUUUAGUAGGAAUAACUGCUUACAAACCAUUAUCCAAAGACAAGGUCCACUGUCUUGUUUUACAUGAUGAUGGUAGCCUUCAGAUAUACUCUCAUGUUCCUAUGGGCGUUGAUGCUGCUACUAGUGUGACUGCAGAGAAAGUUAAGAAAUUGGGUGCUAAUAUCCUGAACAACAAAGCAUAUGCUAGUACAAAGCCAGAAUUCCCCCUUGAUUUCUUUGAGAAAACAGUCUGCAUUACAACUGAUGUGAAACUAAGUGGUGAUGCCAUUAGGAAUGGCGAUUCUGAAGGAGCUAAGCAGAGCUUGGCAUCGGAAGAUGGGUUUCUAGAAAGCCCAAGCCCUACUGGAUUCAAGAUAUCUGUUUCCAAUUCAAAUCUUGAUAUUGUCAUGGUUGGCUUCCGUGUACACGUGGGUAAUACUUCAGCAAAUCAUAUACCUUCUGAAAUUACCAUUUUCCAGAGGGUCAUCAAGUUAGAUGAGGGCCUGCGGUCCUGGUAUGAUAUACCAUUUACAGUUGCUGAAUCACUCCUUUCUGAUGAAGAAUUCUCGAUCUCCAUUGGGCCAACCUUUAACGGCUCUGCUCUGCCUAGAAUAGACUCACUUGAAGUGUAUGGUCGAGCUAAGGAUGAAUUUGGUUGGAAGGAAAAAAUGGAUGCAGUUUUGGACAUGGAAGCUCGUGCCCUUGGUUCCAAUUCAUUGCUUGCAGGGUCUGGGAGAAAGUGCCGGACAAUGCAGUCAGCACCAGUUCAGGACCAGGUGGUAGCGGAUGGCCUUAAACUUCUGUCUAGGUUGUAUCCACUCUGUAGGUUACAAGAGGAGGAAGUGAAAGGGGUUCUGAGCAAGCUCAAGUGCAAGCAGCUUCUAGAAAUAAUAUUUGAAAGUGACAGGGAACCCUUGAUGCAAUCUGCUGCUUGUCUUGUUUUGCAGGCUGUGUUCCCCAAAAAAGAUAUAUAUUACCAGGUUAAGGAUACCAUGCGCCUUCUUGGGGUUGUGAAAUCAACAUCUGCACUUUUGUCAAGGCUUGGGGUAGGUUGUUCUAAAGGAGGGUGGAUUAUUGAAGAGUUUACUGCUCAGAUGCGUGCUGUAUCAAAGAUUGCAUUGCACCGUCGAUCCAAUUUAGCAUCUUUUCUUGAGAAUAAUGGUUCUGAAGUGAUGGAUGGGCUUAUGCAAGUUCUAUGGGGAAUUCUGGACUUAGAGCAGCCUGACACGCAAACCAUGAACAAUAUUGUUAUUUCCUCUGUUGACCUCAUUUAUAACUAUGCUGAAUGUCUGUCACUAUAUGGAAAGGAUACAACAGUGAGCUCUGUAGCACCUGCUGUUGAACUAUUUAAGAAACUUCUAUUCUUCCCUAGUGAGGCUGUUCGAGUUUCCAGCAGUUUGGCAAUAUCAUCAAGAUUGCUGCAGGUUCCAUUUCCAAAGCAAACUAUGUUAGGGACAGAUGAUGUGACAGAUAAUGCAGUAUCUACCUCAGUUCCAGCUAUGACACCAAGCAGAAAUUCACAGGUUGUGAUUGAAGAAGAUUCUAUUACCUCAUCUGUUCAAUAUUGUUGUGAUGGCUGUACCACCGUUCCUAUACUUAGACGGAGAUGGCAUUGCACUAUUUGCCCAGAUUUUGAUUUAUGUGAGGCUUGUUAUGAAGUGCUAGAUGCAGAUCGACUUCCUCCGCCUCAUUCUCGAGGUCAUCCUAUGACAGCGAUCCCAAUUGAAGUGGAAUCAUUAGGAGGAGAUGGCAAUGAAAUUCACUUUUCAUCAGAUGAUGUGAAUGAUUCAAAUUUGUUGCCUGUGACUACUGAUGUCAGUGUGCAGAGUUCUGCACCCUCAAUUCAUGUAUUGGAGCCCAAUGACUGUGGAGAAUUUUCUGCUUCCAUGCCAGACCCUGUUUCAAUAUCAGCUUCAAAACGAGCAGUGAAUUCCUUGCUUCUCUCUGAGCUUCUUAGACAGUUGAAAGGUUGGAUGGAGACGACAUCUGGGAUUCAAGCUAUCCCUGUUAUGCAACUCUUCUAUAGAUUGUCAUCUGCUGUUGGCGGUCCUUUUAUAGAUAGCUCAAAGCCUGAAAGUUUGGAUUUAGAGAAAUUAAUUAAAUGGUUUUUGGAUGAAAUAAACCUCAGCAAACCUUUUGGAGCCAGAGAACGUUCUUCUUUUGGAGAAGUUGCAAUCCUUGUCUUUAUGUUCUUUACCUUGAUGCUUCGAAACUGGCAUCAGCCUGGCACUGAUGUUGUUUCCAGACCAAGUGGGAACACAGAUACUCAUGAUAAAAGCAGUAUACAGAUGUCAGGAUCAGUUGCAUCUCAGUCGUCCUUGGAUGAUCAAAUGAAAAGUGACUUUGCAUCCCAGCUGCUCCGAGCAUGUGGUUCCCUUAGAAACCAAGCUUUUGUGGAUUAUCUAAUGGACAUUCUGCAGCAACUGGUGCAAGUUUUUAAGUCUCCUGCUGCUAAUUUUGAAGGCCAAGAUAUAAAUGCUGCUUCAGGAUGUGGCGCUCUGCUAACAGUCCGAAGAGAUUUACCUGUCGGAAACUUCUCUCCUUUCUUUUCAGAUUCAUAUGCAAAAGCCCAUCGCACAGAUAUUUUUGUGGACUACCACAGGCUAUUGUUAGAGAAUGCUUUGCGACUGGUAUACACCUUAGUUAGACCAGAAAAGCAAGACAAGAGUGGGGAAAAAGAAAAGGUUUACAAGAUAUCCUCUGGUAAGGAUUUGAAGCUAGAUGCAUACCAGGAUGUCCUCUGCAGUUACAUCAAUAAUCCUCAUACAACAUUUGUUAGAAGAUAUGCGAGGAGACUUUUUCUGCAUAUUUGUGGAAGCAAAACUCAUUAUUACAACAUUCGAGACUCUUGGCAGUUUUCUAGUGAAGUGAAGAAACUCUACAAACAUGUAAAUAAAUCUGACGGCUUCCAGAAUUCUAUUCCAUAUGAGAGAAGUGUUAAGAUUGUUAAGUGCCUUUCUACUAUGGCUGAGGUUGCUGCUGCACGGCCUCGGAACUGGCAGAAGUACUGCUUGAGGAAUGGAGAUGUUUUACCCUUUCUGAUGAAUGGAGUGUUUUACUUCAGUGAAGAGUCUGUCAUCCAGACUCUUAAACUACUAAAUUUGGGAUUCUAUUCAGGAAAGGAUAUGGGUCACUCUUUACAGAAGGCUGAUGCAGGGGAUUCAGGAACAAGUUCUAAUAAGUCAGGAUCACAUUCUCUGGAUUCAAAGAAGAAAAAGAAGGGUGAAGAUGGAAGUGAAUCUGGUUUAGAGAAAUCAUAUUUGGAUAUGGAAGCAGUUGUAAGUAUCUUCACUGACAAAGAUGGUGAGAUCUUGAGGCAAUUUAUUGAUUGCUUUUUACUCGAAUGGAAUUCAAGCUCUGUCCGUGCUGAGGCCAAGUGCGUUCUUUAUGGUGCAUGGCACCAUGGAAAGCAUGUAUUCAAGGAAACAAUUUUGGUGAAUCUCCUGCAGAAAGUGAAAUACCUGCCUAUGUAUGGCCAGAAUAUUGUGGAGUAUGCUGAACUUGUUACUUUGUUGUUGGGGAAGGUACCUGAUAACAGUUCAAAGCAGCAGAAUACUGAGCUUGUGGAUCAUUGUUUGACUCCAGAUGUAGUUAAGUGCAUCUUUGAGACACUUCAUCUGCAAAAUGAGCUUAUAGCUAAUCAUCCAAAUUCACGCAUAUACAAUACUUUGAGUGGUUUAGUGGAAUUUGAUGGUUACUAUCUUGAGAGUGAACCUUGUGUUGCCUGUAGCUCCCCUGAGGUACCCUAUAGCAGGAUGAAGCUAGAAAGUCUGAAAUCUGAAACAAAGUUUACUGACAACCGUAUCAUUGUGAAAUGCACUGGGAGUUACACCAUACAAACUGUGACCAUGAAUGUUCAUGAUGCCCGCAAGUCAAAAUCUGUGAAAGUUUUGAACCUGUACUACAACAAUCGUCCUGUGGCUGACUUGUCAGAGUUGAAAAAUAAUUGGUCCUUGUGGAAGCGUGCAAAAAGUUGUCAUCUUGCUUUCAAUCAGACUGAGCUGAAAGUAGAGUUUCCUAUUCCAAUCACUGCUUGUAACUUUAUGAUUGAGCUGGAUUCUUUCUAUGAAAACCUUCAGGCUUUGUCCCUUGAACCAUUACAGUGCCCACGUUGCAGUCGACCUGUCACUGAUAAGCAUGGGAUUUGUGGUAAUUGCCAUGAAAAUGCCUAUCAAUGCAGGCAAUGUCGCAACAUUAAUUACGAGAAUCUGGAUUCUUUUCUGUGCAAUGAGUGUGGGUAUAGCAAAUAUGGACGCUUUGAGUUCAAUUUCAUGGCAAAACCAAGUUUUACUUUUGAUCACAUGGAGAAUGAUGAAGAUAUGAGGAAGGGGUUGGCAGCUAUAGAAUCAGAAUCAGAAAAUGCUCAUAAGAGAUAUCAGCAGCUAUUGGGCUUCAAGAAGCCCCUUCUUAAGAUUGUUUCAAGCAUUGGUGAAAAUGAGUUGGAUUCACAACAGAAGGACUCUGUCCAGCAAAUGAUGGUCUCGUUGCCUGGGCCUUCAUGCAAGAUAAACCGCAAAAUCGCUCUUCUUGGUGUCCUAUAUGGUGAGAAGUGCAAAGCUGCUUUCGAUUCUGUCAGCAAAAGUGUUCAGACGUUGCAGGGACUUCGUCGAGUUUUGAUGAAUUAUUUGCACCAGAAACAUUCAGAUAAUGCUGUGGCUGCAUCCCAAUUUGUAGUUUCCAGGUCUCCUAAUAAUUGCUAUGGCUGUGCAACUACAUUUGUGACACAGUGUCUGGAGAUCCUACAAGUGCUGUCGAAGCAUCCAAGUUCUAAGAAGCAACUUGUUGCGGCAGGCAUCUUAUCUGAAUUGUUUGAAAAUAAUAUUCAUCAGGGUCCAAAGUCAGCUCGUGUUCAAGCUAGGGUAGUACUUUGUGCUUUCUCUGAAGGGGAUGUAAAUGCAGUAAUUGAGUUGAAUAAUUUAAUACAGAGGAAGGUCAUGUACUGCCUUGAACAUCACCGCUCCAUGGACAUUGCUGUUGCCACUCGUGAGGAGUUAUUAUUGCUAUCAGAAGUGUGUUCAUUGGCUGAUGAAUUCUGGGAAUCAAGAUUGCGUGUUGUUUUCCAGCUUUUGUUCUCUUCUAUUAAGUUGGGGGCUAAGCAUCCUGCCAUAUCUGAGCAUAUCAUACUGCCUUGUCUGAGGAUUGUGUCUCAGGCCUGUACUCCUCCAAAGCCUGAUACAGCAGAUAAAGAACAAGCUGUGGGGAAAUCUUCUCCUGUGGUGCAACUGAAGGAUGAAAAUAGUUCAAAUUUAUCUGGAUCUUUCAGUGGUGCUCUUGCUGGUAGUAAAUCUGCACCGGAAGAAAGAAAUUGGGAUGUUUCAAACAAGACUCAGGAUAUUCAGUUACUCAGUUAUUCGGAGUGGGAAAAGGGAGCAUCAUAUCUUGAUUUUGUUAGAAGGCAAUACAAAGUGUCUCAGGCUGUCAAAAGUGCUGGCCAAAGAUCUCAGCCUCAGAGACAUGACUACCUGGCUCUCAAAUAUUCACUUAGGUGGAAGCGGCAUGUUUCCAAGACAAAGAAAGGUGACUUAUCAUCAUUCGAGCUGGGGUCUUGGGUCACUGAACUUGUCCUGAGUGCUUGUUCUCAGUCUAUUAGGUCAGAAAUGAGCAUGCUGAUUAGCUUACUAUGCGGCCAAAGUCCGUCCAGACGGUUUCGGUUGUUGAACUUACUGAUGGGUUUGUUGCCAGCAACUCUGUCAGCUGGUGAAAGUGCUUCAGAAUACUUUGAAUUGCUCUUCAAGAUGAUUGAUUCAGAAGAGUCUCGUCUAUUCUUAACAGUACGGGGAGGUCUAACUACAAUUUGUAAAUUAAUCACUCAAGAAGUUAGUAGUAUUCAAUCUCUAGAAAGGAGUCUGCACAUUGACAUUUCACAAGGAUUCAUCCUUCACAAGCUUAUAGAGCUUCUUGGUAAAUUUUUAGAGGUUCCCAAUAUUCGAUCAAGAUUUAUGCGGGAGAACUUGCUUUCUGAAAUCCUUGAGGCUCUUAUUGUCAUUCGUGGCUUGAUAGUGCAGAAAACAAAGUUGAUUAGUGACUGCAAUCGCCUUUUAAGAGAUCUUCUUGACAGUCUUCUGCUUGAAAGUAGUGAAAAUAAGCGUCAAUUUAUCCGUGCCUGUAUUUGUGGUCUUCAAAUCCAUGGAGAGGAGAAAAAAGGACGAACUUGUUUGUUCAUCUUAGAGCAGCUCUGUAAUUUGAUCUGCCCAUCAAAACCGGAGUUGGUAUAUUUGUUGGUUCUAAACAAGGCUCACACUCAAGAAGAGUUUAUUAGGGGAUCAAUGACCAAGAAUCCUUAUCCCAGUUCAGAAAUUGGUCCACUUAUGCGUGAUGUCAAAAAUAAAAUUUGCCAUCAAUUGGAUUUGUUAGGUCUUCUUGAAGAUGACUAUGGCAUGGAGCUUCUAGUAGCUGGGAAUAUCAUCUCUCUCGAUUUGAGCAUUGCUCAAGUUUAUGAGCAAGUCUGGAAAAAGUCAAGUGGUCAAUCUUCAAGUACCAUGGCAAACCCUACCUCGUUAUCUUCUAGUGUUGUGACAUCAGCCAGAGAUUGCCCACCAAUGACAGUAACUUAUCGGCUUCAGGGUUUGGAUGGUGAAGCUACUGAGCCUAUGAUUAAAGAAUUGGAGGAAGAUAGAGAAGAAUCACAAGAUCCAGAGGUCGAGUUUGCCAUAGCUGGUGCAGUUCGUGAAUAUGGUGGGCUGAAAAUUUUGUUAGGCAUGCUCCAGCGUUUGCGUGAUGAUUUGAAGUCCAACCAAGAGCAGUUGGUUGCUGUUCUCAAUCUUCUGAUGCACUGCUGCAAGAUAAGAGAAAACAGAAGAGCUUUGUUAAACCUUGGAGCAUUAGGUCUGCUUCUUGAAACUGCAAGGCGUGCCUUCUCUGUGGAUGCCAUGGAACCAGCUGAAGGCAUCCUAUUGAUUGUGGAGAGUCUUACACUGGAAGCAAAUGAAAGUGAUAAUAGUAACAUCUCUCAUAGUGUCCGAACUGUCACAAGUGAGGAAACUGGUGCAAGUGAACAGGCCAAGAAAAUAGUUCUUAUGUUCCUGGAGAGAUUGUGCCAUCCUUCAGGCCCUAAAUCAAAUAAACAACAGAGGAACACUGAGAUGGUUGCAAGAAUCCUGCCCUAUUUGACAUAUGGUGAGCCUGCUGCAAUGGAAGCACUUAUCCAGCAUUUUAACCCUUACCUACAAGACUGGGUUGAAUUUGACCGAUUGCAGAAACAACAUGAAGACAACCCGAAAGAUGAGAAAAUUGCUCAACAAGCAAUCAAACAGAUGUUUACAGUCGAAAAUUUUGUUAGAGUUACAGAGUCACUUAAGACAAGUUCAUGUGGUGAGAGAUUGAAGGACAUCAUUUUAGAGAAGGGUAUAACGGGUGUUGCUGUUAAGCAUCUCAAAGAAAGUUUUUCUGUUGCCGGCCAGGCUGGCUAUAAAUCCUCCAGUGAAUGGGCAGUGGGUUUAAAACUGCCAUCUGUUCCACAUAUAUUGUCUAUGCUGAGGGGCUUGUCAAUGGGGCACUUGCCCACUCAGAUGUGUAUUGAUGAGGGAGGCAUCUUACCCUUGCUUCAUGCCUUGGAAGGAGUCUCUGGAGAAAAUGAGAUUGGAGCGAGGGCUGAAAACUUACUAGACACACUUUCUGAUAAAGAGGGUAAAGGUGAUGGAUUCUUGGAAGAAAAGAUUCGCAGGUUGCGGCAUGCAACUAGAGAUGAAAUGAGACGCCGUGCUUUAAGGAAGAGGGAGGAAUUGCUUCAGAGGCUUGGAAUGCGACAAGAACUAGCUUCAGAUGGCGGUGAGCGAAUUUUUGUUGCUAGACCAAUUUUGGAAGGGUUAGAAGAUGUAGAGGAAGAAGAAGAUGGAUUAGCAUGCAUGGUAUGUCGGGAAGGCUACAGUUUGAGGCCUGCUGACUUGCUGGGAGUUUACUCUUACAGCAAACGGGUGAACCUUGGUGUUGCUAGUUCAGGAAGUGCUCGUGGGGAGUGUGUAUAUACUACUGUCAGCUAUUUCAAUAUCAUUCAUUUCCAAUGUCAUCAAGAAGCCAGAAGAGCAGAUGCUGCUCUGAAGAAUCCAAAGAAAGAAUGGGACGGGGCUGCACUCAGGAACAAUGAAUCUCUCUGCAAUUCCUUAUUUCCAGUGAGAGGUCCAUCUGUCCCAAUUGCUCAGUAUGUCCGAUAUGUUGACCAGUACUGGGAUAACCUCAAUGCUCUUGGUCGUGCCGAUGGGAGUCGGCUUCGGCUAUUGACUUACGACAUUGUUCUGAUGCUGGCUCGAUUUGCAACUGGGGCAUCAUUCAGUGCAGAGAGCCGAGGUGGUGGAAGAGAAAGCAACUCUAAAUUUCUGCCUUUCAUGAUCCAAAUGGCUCAUCACCUUCUUGAACAUGGAAGUCCCUCCCAGCGCCGAAGCUUGGCAAAGACGGUCUCAACAUACAUUAACACUUCCAUGUUAGAAGCUAGACCUUCCACUCCUGGAACACCUUCAGUGGGAACUGAAGAAACUGUGCAGUUUAUGAUGGUGAACUCACUUUUAUCGGAGUCUUACGAAUCCUGGUUGCAACACCGUCGCACAUUUUUGAACCGUGGGAUAUACCACACAUACAUGCAGCACAUCCAUGGCCGGUCCAUGGCUAGGGCAUCAUCCACUUCAACAAAUGUUGUCAGGUUGGAAUCAGGAAGUAGUAGCAAAAGCUCUACUCCAGAAUCAGGUGGUACUGAUGACCUACUUUCUAUUGUCCGACCAAUUCUUGUCUACACCGGUUUGAUUGAGCAGCUGCAGCAGUUUUUCAAGGUCAAAAAAUCAGCAAAUGUGACACCAAUCAAAGUAGAAGGAACGUCAAAGGGGCCAGAAGGGGACACCGAGGAGAGUGGAAGCUUGGAAGGUUGGGAAGUGGUAAUGAAAGAUCGGCUAUUUAACAUUAAGGAAAUGGUGAGUUUGUCGAAAGAGUUGCUGUCAUGGUUGGAUGACAUGAGUUCUGCUAGUGAUUUGCAAGAGGCGUUUGACGUCAUUGGUGUUUUAGCUGAUGUAUUAUCUGGUGGAUUUCCACGUUGUGAGGACUUUGUUCAGCAUGCAAUUAAUUCUGGGAAAGUCUGAGGUUUAGGCCAAUAGAGGAGCAGCAUUUUGUUUGUAAUCAAGCUGCAUUUUCCAAUUUUAUAUGUAUGAUGUAAACUUGUAUUCUUGUUCCCAUGAGCAAGUGGGUUUUGAAUAUCGUACUUAUAUACAUAUUACUCCUUGUCUUGGUAAUAAAACAAUUCUUUCUCUGGUA